Trichoderma citrinoviride is the source of this 339-nucleotide messenger RNA. RefSeq lists its product as hypothetical. The transcript has a single exon. The record is from RefSeq and is a predicted model, not a curated record. The coding region runs from base 1 to 339 and encodes 112 amino acids. Lineage: Eukaryota; Fungi; Ascomycota; Sordariomycetes; Hypocreales; Hypocreaceae.
AUGUGUUACUUCGAACAGACUCGUUGGAGUUGCGGCUACUGGCGUUGGGGCCACUUCCGCCAGCAGUGCAACAAGGAAUACCGAAUGGGCGAGACGUGCGGGCUGAAGCUGGUCUAUCACACAAUCCCCGAAGCGGACGUCUGCAAGUUGUGCCACGACAAAGAGAAGAAACAGCGGCGUCUCGACAAGAUGGUCAAGGACGUGGAGCGUUGGAGGAGUGAAGGCAAUCGCUCAGCUACCAUCGAGAGGACGGAGGGCGAAAUGGCAACUGUCAGGGAACAAAUCUGCGCAAUGGAAAACGAACAUGCGCUUAGGCAAUUUUCGCUGGGUCAGGUAUGA